UUAAAACUGGACUAGCAAAAUGCCGACAAAGGCAGUAUUCCCCACCUUCUACAACAAGGAGACCAAGAUCUGGAGUGGCCCGCCAAGGGCCACGAUGUACGACCACAAUGCAUCGAUCGGUCAGAUUGUCUUCAACUCGCUGCGCUGCUGGCCCACCAAUGUGAUUCAGAUCACCGACGACGACGGCACCGUUCUGACCAACGCCGACAUGCUGGCCUAUGCCACCCGCAUUGCCUUGUUCUUCAAGAGCGAGGGUCUGACCCAGGAUGACCACGUCGGGAUCAUUGCCAACUCCAGCACCUUCGUGAUCCCCGUGGCCACCGCCUGCUUCUUCCAAGCCACGCCCUUCCACGCCGUCAACUAUUCGCGGGAGCCGGCCAUCAUCAAGGGGCUCUACUCGGUCACAAAGCCCAAGAUCAUGUUCAUCGAUGCCCCCGACUACGAGCGCAUCAAGGAGGUCACCAAGGAGUGGUCCCCCAAGCUGAUAACGCUCACCGGAAAAGUGGAGGGCGUGACGAGCAUCGAGGAUCUGGUGAAUCCCCAUCCCGCCGAGAAGAUCUAUGUACCCGCAGCCUUGGCCACAGGUGGUGACCAAACCGCCGUGGUGCUGUGCUCCUCGGGCACAGCUGGUCUGCCCAAGGCAGUGGCCCUCUCGCACCGCCACAUUGCGUCCACCAACUCGCUGUGCAUCAGUACUGAUGUGGUGUACACCAGUGCCACCAUUGACUGGAUGACCGGAUUCUCGAUAACCGUAAUGAAUCUCACUUGGGGCUUCACCCGCAUCAUUUCCAACAAGACCUUCAGUGCCGAGACAGCCCUGUACCUGCUCCAGAAGUACAAAGUCAACUGUCUGGCUAUGGCUCCUUGGCAGGCCUACGAGCUGUACACCAGUCCACUGGCCACUCCGGAGAAGCUGGAGACCUUGAAGAUGUCCUUCGUGAUCGGGGGCUGGAUAUCGUUGGCCCUGCUGCGCAGAGCCCAGGAACUAAUGCCCCGGACCUACAUCAUGUUCUCGUACGGAACGACGGAAACCGGCGUGGUGACCAUCAACAUCGACCAUAGUUUGGAGUGCUCGGUGGGCAGAGUGGCGCCCGGAAUGAGGAUCAAGAUCAUCGGCGAGGAUGGCCAGCAGCUGGGCGUGAACCAGACGGGCGAGGUGGUCAUCGACAUUGGGCUGAAGUGGGAGGGAUAUCUGGCCAACCCAGAGGACACGUUGGCCACCAUCCAGAAUGGCUGGAUCAAUCUGGGCGAUCUGGGCUACUUCGACGAGGACAACAACCUGUAUCUGGUGGACCGCAAGAAGGACCUCUUGAAGUACAAGUCCAAGCACUAUUGGCCCAACGAGAUCGAGCAGAUCAUCGCCGAACUGCCGGAGGUGGAGCACGUCUGCGUGGUGGGAGUUCGCGAUGAGAGGUAUGGCGAUGCCGCCGGAGCCUUGAUCAUCAAGAAAGAGGGCGCCGAGAUCACCGGACAGCAGAUCAUCGACCAUGUGGCCCAGCGCGUGGUGGUGGACUACAAGCAGCUGAAUGCAGGAGUCAUCUUCGUCGAUCACUUCCCCAAGAACGCCAAUGGCAAGGUCAUGCGGAGCUUGGCGCGUGAGGUCUUCGAGGAAACCACCAAAUAGGACUAAAUACGAAAUCUAUUUUAAAGAAUAAUGUAAAGAAAAACCUAAGUCUUUGUUGCGCGUGAUAAUUAAAGUGUACAUUUUUUGUUAGUUUA
Molecule: messenger RNA, 1719 nt
Organism: Drosophila elegans
Lineage: Eukaryota; Metazoa; Arthropoda; Insecta; Diptera; Drosophilidae
Product: luciferin 4-monooxygenase
Exons: 4
Coding region: 20-1624 (534 amino acids)
Biological process (GO): fatty-acyl-CoA biosynthetic process; long-chain fatty acid metabolic process
Molecular function (GO): long-chain fatty acid-CoA ligase activity
Source: RefSeq, a predicted model, not a curated record